AUGCUGCGCUUUGGAGAUGGUAACUAUAGUGGGAAUCUUCCUUUUGGACCUCUCAUCACCCGUCUUUUGUAUCGGUUGCACUUCGAUCUGCGUGACAAGGUCAUCAUAAGCAAUGUGCUCGAGGAUUUGUGCCAGAAUCACAUUCUUAUUCGCCUGGAUGCUGGUGUUGGCCGUCGUAAGCUUGUCACUGGCUCAGGGGGAGGAGCUGGUAGCUUAUCUGCUUGCUUUGAAGAAACAUCCCCUGACCUGGCUCCAACGCUGGUUCCAGCGUUAAUCAGGGUUGUUGUUUCCGCCAUUGAUGCUGAAGUUUUGAGAAUCAAAACUAUUGGGUCGGAUCAAGAUGGUCUGAGCAAAGCCUCACUUGGUUUGAUGGUCUGCAAGGAACGUCUGGAACUUAUGCAAGCACCUCAAGGAGAUCUGGAGGAUGAGGCAGUGCUUGCCCCAGAGGAUUUCGAUCCUAUGUCCUCGGGUUCUGGGUCUGAUGAUGACAUCUCAGACUAUGAAUCUCCUCCUAAAUACCCUUUCUAG
Messenger RNA from Linum trigynum, 528 nucleotides. The record is from the annotation of a GenBank genome assembly. Lineage: Eukaryota; Viridiplantae; Streptophyta; Magnoliopsida; Malpighiales; Linaceae.